Messenger RNA from Alosa sapidissima (American shad), 4656 nucleotides. It is a transcript of the gene bcl11ab, whose product is annotated as BAF chromatin remodeling complex subunit BCL11A b. Gene Ontology annotation, cellular component: nucleus. The transcript is spliced from 3 exons. Gene Ontology annotation, biological process: regulation of transcription by RNA polymerase II; negative regulation of dendrite development. Lineage: Eukaryota; Metazoa; Chordata; Actinopteri; Clupeiformes; Clupeidae. Gene Ontology annotation, molecular function: RNA polymerase II cis-regulatory region sequence-specific DNA binding; DNA-binding transcription factor activity. The coding region runs from base 306 to 2885 and encodes 859 amino acids. The record is from RefSeq and is a predicted model, not a curated record.
UAUCGCCUGACGUUCAAGUUCGCUGGAACGUCACGUCCGCACUUGAACUUGCAGCUCAGGGGGCUUCUCUGCCACCCUCUACAUCUGUUCUGUCUCUCACUUUCUUUCGGAAGGAAAAGCCAUGAAGUCCGUUGCGCCGUGUGUAUGGUGCGCGCCUCCCUGGUCUAACCUGUGACUAUUUUUUGCGUAUUUUUUCCCUUUGGAUGUCCAGCGCAUCGAUGAAGACGUUUUCUCCCUCCGGAGCCUCCUUUGUAAAGACUUUGGCAUUCCCAAUGUGAUCCAAGCUGAAGGCUCCAAUUCUCACCAUGUCUCGCCGCAAGCAGGGCAAACCCCAGCACUUAAGCAAGCGGGAGUUUUCGCCCGAGCCUGUGACAGCCGACCGUCCUGAGGAGCCCCAGGAUGAUGCCCGCCUGCUCCCGGCGGCCGCCUCCGCGCUGCCCAAGGGCGAGCCGGACCUCCUCACAUGUGGGCAGUGCCACACCCGCUUCCCCCUGUCCGACAUCCUGCUGUUCAUCGAGCACAAGCGCAGGCAGUGCCACGGCCGCCUCUGCCCGGACAAGGACCUCAACAACAGGCCCCGUUCGCCGUUGUCGUCGUCGUCGUCGUUGCCGACCACCCCCUCGUGCCUGGCGCCUCGUGCCAUUGUCACCCCCGGGCGUCGCGGACGCCACCCGGUCGAGGUGGCCGUCCAGGUGACGCCACAUGACCACAGGGAUAACUUAUCCAUGGCCUCCCCUGGAAUAUGUCCCAAGCAGGAGCAUACAACAGAAAAAGACGAGCCCAGCAUCUACACUUGCACAACCUGUAAGCAGCCCUUCGGCAGUGCCUGGUUCCUGCUCCAGCACGCCCAGAACACGCACGGCUUCCGCAUCUACCUGGAGAGCGAGCCGGGCAGCCCGCUGACCCCGCGCGUGGCCUCCGCCCCCGGGAUGGGUGGCGAGUGCGGCUCCCAGGCGCCCCCUCUCCACACGGCCCACCUGGCCGACGGCAGCCCCUACGGCGCCAUGCGGCUCCCCGGGUCCAGCUCGUCGGGGAGGGACCCGGUUGUGGUGGUGGCGUCCGGCCCCCGUGAGGGCCGCUACCCCCGGACGCCCCCACUCUUCAGCCCGCCGCCGCGGCACCACCUGAGCCCGGAUGACCUGGCCCUGGCUCCCCAGCACCCGAGCGCCUACGACCGGGUCAUGCGCCUCAAUUCGGUGCCCCUGGACUCGCCGGUCAUGGACUUCUCGCGGAGGCUCCGGGAGCUGGCGGGCCAGUCGGCGCUGGCCGGCUCCUCGCCCCCCAUGUCCCCCGGGCGGCCCAGCCCCAUGCAGCGGCUCCUGCAGCCCUUCCAGCCCUCGGCCGCUCCGGGCGCCGCCUCGUCCGCCAACACCACGCCGUCUCCGUCCGGCGCCCGCCUCUCGGCCCAGCAGCAGCAGGCCCAGCAGGCGCCGGGCACCCCGACACGCUCCAAGUCCUGCGAGUUCUGCGGCAAGAGCUUCAAGUUCCAGAGCAACCUCAUCGUGCACCGACGGAGUCACACGGGCGAGAAGCCCUACAAGUGCCACCUGUGCAACCACGCCUGCACGCAGGCCAGCAAGCUCAAGCGCCACAUGAAGACUCACCGGCACAACUCCUCGUCCUCGCUGACGUCCAGGUCCGACGACGGGCUCUCGGCGUCCAGCUCACCCGAGCCGGGCACCAGCGAUGUGCCGGGCAGUGCCACUAGCGCCCUCAAGUCGGUGGUGGCCAAGUUCAAGAGCGAGAAUAACGGGGUGAUCCCUGAGAAUGGAGAAGAGGAGGAGGAAGAGGAGGAGGAGGAAGAGGAAGAAGAAGAGGAGGAGGAGGAGGAGGAGGAAGGGGAAGAGGAAGAGGAGGAAAUAGAGGGAGAGGAGGAAGAGGAGGAAGAAGAGGUGGAGAACGGGCCCGAGGAUAAGAAGGACUUUGCCCGCUUCAGUCUGAGCCUCGAGGGCGCCCGACACCAUGAGAACAACCGCAGCCGUUACCAUGGAGACCUGAAUUCGCACAAACGGCGAGCACUCAACUCCUCCAGCCAGGUGACCACGCCUGACCUUGGCGACGAGGGCGACUCUGCGUCAGAGCUGGACCGCGCUGAAGACAGCCACUGCGGGGUCAUGGUGAAUGGCACCGACCUCUCCAGGAAGCUCCUGGUCUCCAGCCCCAACUCCCUCAGCCCCCUGUCCAAGCGCAUCAAGGUGGAGAAGGUAGAGAAGGACCUGGACUCCCCGACUCCCCCGACGGCCGGCUCCGUGCCGCCCAUGUCAGAGAACGUCUACUCCCAGUGGCUGGCCGGCUACGCCGCCUCGCGGCAGCUCAAGGAGCCCAGCUCCAUGUUCCUCGCCAUGGGGGACUCGCGACAAUCGCCCUUCGGCACGUCCUCCGAACACUCCUCCUCGGAGAACGGCAGCCUGCGCUACUCCACGCCGCCUGGCGAUCUGGACGGGAUCGGCGGCGUUGGCGGCGGCGGCGCAUCGGGCCAGCGCAGCGGUGCCGGGAGUGGCGCCAGCACCCCUCACCUGACCGUCCCGCCCGUGCGGCCCAGCUCCAAGGACAGCAGCGGCGGCGGCAGUGGCGGGAGCAGCAGCGGAAGUCGCCGGAGCGACACCUGCGAGUACUGCGGCAAGGUGUUCAAGAACUGCAGCAACCUGACGGUGCACCGGCGCAGCCACACCGGCGAGCGGCCGUACAAGUGCGAGCUGUGCAGCUACGCCUGCGCCCAGAGCAGCAAGCUCACGCGCCACAUGAAGACGCACGGACAGAUGGGCAAGGACGUGUACAAGUGCGAGAUCUGCCACAUGCCCUUCAGCGUCUACAGCACCCUGGAGAAGCACAUGAAGAAGUGGCACGGAGAGCGGCCACUCAGCGAAGACAUUAAGUCCGAGUAACGGGCGGUGGGUGGACGAGAGGGGAGGUUUUCAGAGGUGAGGAGAAAGGAUGGAUGGAUACGACAGGAUUAAAAAGGUUCUUACCCAUCCACCCUCCCACGCACCACCGCCAUUUUCUCAGCCCUCUGUUGAGUUCUGGUUCUUAAAGGACGUGAACGAAGCUUAGCAUGUGCAUAGCGUCCACACACUCGGAAAGGGUGGACACAGAACAGUGGAUUUUUGGGGCAGUCCCAUCGAACUAGCAAAACCCUGGAGCCUCGCUAAAUGUGCAAUAAUUUACAUUGUUGUUUUUCUACCUUUUUAUACAAAAAAAAAGAAACAUACGAAAAUACUGAACGGCAUGCUUAGUGUGUUAGUGCUGAUCGGUUAGCUGUAAUUGUUGUCGGUGACGUUUUGUACUUUGUGAUGAGAGAAAAUCCAUGCUGCAGACACACUGUUCUACAUAUCAUGUACAGAUUCACAUCAGUGACAGGAUCACAAUCACAGUCUACACUCACAACGAGGACAUGACAUGCAAACAGAUCUUUUAAAAAGAGUACAAUAUUUUGAUCAUGAAAAAUUACAACAACAAAAAAAAUUAAUUGGAUUGCCCACAAAAUUAUGAUCAUGAAAUAAGUUACCUUAGAUAGUAAACAUAUCUAUUGGAAUUUAUUGUAUGGUUUCUUUUUGUAAAAAAAAGAGAAAAAGACAAAAAGAUAAAUGAGUGCCUUGGAUAUCUUUACACAUAUGUUUAUCCAGCCAUAUGCUACAAGCUUGGAGUCUUAACCAGAAGAUGAUUAUGGUUAUACUCAAUAUAAGGGUCUUGCAUCAAGCUCCUGAAGGACAUUGGCCAAUCAUAUGACACAAAGUGCAGCCAUGUAUUUCGAGAAAAAAAAAUGUUUUUCACUGAUUAUUAUGUGCAUCAGUAUGCCUUUGUUUGCUACCAUGGCAAUAAGUGCUUUUCAGUUUCCUGAGAUUUUGUUUUGGUACCAAGUGAUACAAGGUACAGCAAUUAUCUGUUUAUUUUAUAAAUCCACUAUGUUAAGUUCCUAAUAUUUUUUGGGGUGUAUUUUACUUAUGAACAUUAAACCGGCUUAGUUUGGUGAGUAGCACGCAACUAUGUGGCCGUUGUUUUUUAGCCUUGAACUCUUAGGCUGACCCUUGACCCAGAGGUCAAUUUAGUUCUGACAGGCCUAACGGAUGAGGAGAAAAGACUUCUGGGACAUGUCGAGUAAAAGGGGGAAGGGAGAGAGUUCUGAAAGUAAACUUUCAAAAGAAAGAAAAGAAAAUCCCUCAGUCCACCACCACAGAGUCCUUCUCUAACUCUGACUUGUCAGACAACUGUUAGUUAUCUCAUUAUUUUAGCGACCCCCCCCCCCCCCCCACCCCUCCCAUUUUUUAGUGUUUAGAGGAAAGUUAAACUACUAGUAUGUUACUCCGAAAAUCUAACUCGAAAAAGGAUACCCCUGCUCUUUAGAAAAAAAGCACUUAGCUAAAUGAUUUCUUGUUGUCGUUUGUAUCCCAGCCACAGGCUGUGGCGCCAUGCUGUUAGCAGCACAUUGGCCAUCUUGUUUGACAUUGAGAAAAGCACUUGUCACUCUGCCUUGCGUUCUGUAUCUGUCUCUUUAAUCGGAGGUACAGAUGGUCGAGUAUAAACUGCGAUGGCUUUUUAUUUUGUUUUUGUUUUGUUUUCAAAUGUACAGGACAAAUGCGUGCACUGUUCAGUUGUUCCUGGUUUACAGAUAAGACGUGUUUCGAGGGAGAAAAUAAAAAGCCUUUUGUUAUGCUCACA